This is a messenger RNA of Austrofundulus limnaeus, 2454 nucleotides long. It is a transcript of the gene cdkn1a, whose product is annotated as cyclin dependent kinase inhibitor 1A. Gene Ontology annotation, cellular component: nucleus; cyclin-dependent protein kinase holoenzyme complex. The record is from RefSeq and is a predicted model, not a curated record. Lineage: Eukaryota; Metazoa; Chordata; Actinopteri; Cyprinodontiformes; Rivulidae. Gene Ontology annotation, biological process: signal transduction by p53 class mediator; DNA damage response; regulation of G1/S transition of mitotic cell cycle. Bases 849 to 1355 code for a protein of 168 amino acids. Gene Ontology annotation, molecular function: cyclin-dependent protein serine/threonine kinase inhibitor activity. The transcript has 3 exons.
ACGCAAUUUUUUUUCUUUUUGAUUUUUUACCUGGAUUACUGAGAUGCAUCAGGAUAUAUCUAAUUAUUCAUGUGUGGAUUUAAGAAAACAGGAGUAUCUCUAAAAAUGAUCAGGUACUGGGCUGAAAAUAUGUGCGUGUGUAUGUUUUUGUUACCAGGUGGGGAUGAUUUUUGACCAUUUUCCUGGUACACACAACCAUGUGAGGACACACUGUUCCUUAUGAGGGCAAAAGCCUGGUCCCCAUUGGGGCAAAAAAAAACGCUGGUGGGUCAGGGUUUAGGUUUUGGUAUAUAUUGGGGUGAUUAGGUUAGGGGGGUGUCAGGGACUUUUAAAUGAAUGGAAGCCAAUCCAAAGUCCCCAUAAGAAUAGAAGAAGAAGUGUUUUUGUGUUUAGCCGUCUCCAGGACACUCCUGCAGGAGGGAGGGGAGUCCUUCCAGGGACCAGACGUCCCGAGCUGGAAUUUCCUCCACUCCAGAGCCAAAGCUUCACGUGUCCUCGUGUGUUUACGGGUUCAGAAUCCACGUGUGUGUGUGAGUGUGUGUGUGUGUGAGACAGCUGACUCCACCUCCACUCCAGCUCAGAGUGUCUCCACCCACAGGAGUUCAUAAGAGUCCGACCCGGUCCAUGGCUGCGAGAACACUUUCUAGGAUCUAAGAGACACUAUCCUGUGGCUGCUGCUGGACCCGUGGAGCUUCUGGAUUAAGUCACUUCAGCCCGAGGCUUCGUCUUACAUCACAGUUGUUGUGAAACUUGAAGAGAAAAGUAGUGAGGAGGUGGUGAAGCUGACUAAGUGGACCACAGCUCUGAGACAAGGACCAUCUUCGGAUUUGGCUCAGAAUUGCAGAAUCAUGGCUACAGCUCACAAGCGCAUCCUGAGCCCGCUGAGGAGAAGCGGGCCCACCCGACGCAGCCUGUUUGGCCCAGUGGACCGAGAACAGCUCCAGGUGGAAUACCAGGCCGCCCUGAGUAAAGACCUGGAAGAGGCGUCUAAACGCUGGGGCUUCGACUUCAUCUCGGGCAAACCCCUGGAGAGCGGUGACUUCCAGUGGGAGGGCGUACUGGACUCCAGGGUGCCGCUGCUCUACAGAUCCUGUGUGCCCAACGUUAAACCGACACGAGGUCAAAGGCCAGCGAGCUCAAUGGCAUCAACCAAAAGAGCAAGGGCGGCGUCGCCAGAGAGCGAGAAGGAGAACAUCCCCCAAACACCAGAGAACCGCCUGCUGAACCUGGAAGACGUGGAGAAAACGCCAGAGAAGGGAGACAGAACAGGACUGAAGAGGAAACAGACAAACAUUACAGAUUUCUACCAGGCUAAGAGGCGAAUAGUUUGGAUGCCGAGGAAAUCCGGCGAGUGAUAUCCACGGGAAAGAGAACCACAGCAACAAAAAGUCCCCUCCUCAGGAGUCAGAUACUCAACGCAUACAGCAUGAAGAAUUAAAUUUAAAAAUAAUACAGUAUACAGUUAAUUAGGGUACUGUAUCUGAGGGGUUUGGUGGGUUUUUUCCCCCUCCAGUGGUUAAGAAGGGGACAUUUGAGAAGAGAAGAUUAACGGUAAUCCCUGGAAUCAGUGGAUUUAUACUCGUUUGGAUUGAGGGCUUGCCAAAGUGCUGACUGACUUUUGCCUCAGCUCAGCUUUGUGGGAACUCUCAGCCUCCUGCAGGAUGGAGAAACGACAGACCCACGCCUUUCUGAACCGUUAUGAGUUUCAGCAACAAAAAGAAAGGAAGAAGUGCCUCAUCUUUGUGCAAAUCCACUAUGUUUUAAAGGGCUGAGAUUCUUUUUUUAAAGCUGUAUUAUUAUUCUUAUAUAGGAGAAAUCUUAAGGGGUUGUGACAUAUUGAACAUGCAGCUGCUUUGCUUUUUCCACCCGGUUCUAUCUGCUGUAUGUGAAAUUCUAAAAAAUCCUCUACAGCUGCCCCGCCCAGACCAGAUAAUGUCACUUAGGUUUGUAGCAUCAUGUCUCUGCAGCACUUAUUUAUAGGAUAUAUAACAGAGACUUAGUCGUAGAGUUAAAUAUAGUUAAAAAGCUCGAAAGCAAACUUGCAGUAUUGCACAUAAAUCUUGUGUUUUAGUAUUUUAAGCUCCAUAAAAAGAACAAGCAGAUGAAAUGUUGUUCUCUAAGUAUUGUUUAAAGCCACAGACUUUAUUGCCUUUUUAUUUUUAAGUGUAUGUUUGAGUUUCCUGUUCUGAUCAUUCCUGCUGCUACAGAUAAUCUGGAUGAUAACGGACACAUUCUUGUAAUUCUAAUCCUUUCGCACGCUGUCAAUUUUGAAUUGUUCACCAAUGGGGAAAAAUGUAAAAAACAGUCCAAAAACAAAAUUGCCAUUUCUGUUAGUAGAUGCUUGUUCACAGAUCCUAAACGCUGCAUUUAAAUAUGUCUUUAUUUAUUGAGGUGUCAGGCCUUGUGUCGAUUCUAGUGUUGAUUUUAAAUUUAAAUAAAAUUUAUUGAAAUGUU